CCCCCCCAACCCCAGGCCUGCCCUCCUUUUGGAUCCUCGGAAACGCCCUAUCCCAUUCUUUGCCAUCUUCCGCACUCCAACUCUGUCACUCGUUCAUUUCCCAUCUGAGUUCUAGAGAUUGGUUUAGGGUUCCCAACUUUGUGACCAACACAUUCCUUCAGACCUGCCGCACCCCCAGGCAAAAGGUGCUGGCCAUCAGCAAUCCACCAUGAGAUGGGGCGCUCGUGUUGCUUUGUGUGCUUGUCUGCCAUUGCUCUUGCCGUUAUACCUCUUGAAAAUUCAUCUGGCAGACCUCUGCGAUCAGUAUCACGCCGGCGCGUAUGUGAUUGAUUGGCUGAAUAGGGGUCCCCCCAGCAGAGACAGACUUUACCCUCAACGAAUUGAGCAAGGAGAUAAAGUGAUCGUGAUGGCCAAGUUACAGGAGGAGCACACUGACUGGGUCGAGCAAGAACUACCCGACUGGCAACGAGCUAUAUAUAUCGUGAACCCCUCUAAAGCAGCCGCGGCCGACAGCACACAACUCACAACCCCUUUGAACAAGGGCCACGAAUCUAUGGCCUACUUAACCUACCUCAUCGAUAACUACGACAACCUACCGUCUACCAUUGCCUUUCUCCACUCCCACCGCUCGGGCUUUCUGAUGGCAUGGCAUGUAGAUGCCCCUUUGCACGAUAAUGUCCUUGCGAUGAGAGACCUACAACUUGACUUUGUCCAACAGAAUGGCUAUGUCAAUCUACGCUGCAAUUGGAACCCCGGGUGCAAGCAGGACCAUCGCACCAACCGACAUGUGACCGAAGAAGUGUUCACAGAGAUCUUUGAGGGCACCAGCACCCCACCCUUAAACUUGACAGGUACCUCGACAAUGCAAGACCAUCCUGAGCUGGCACAGAAUCAGAAAUUCUUGCAAAUGCCCAAACGGAUUGCUGCGUCGUGCUGUGCGCAAUUCGCUGUGUCGAGAGAGCAGGUUCUCGAACGACCACGCGACGACUACAUCAAGAUUCGUCAGUGGAUUAUUGAUACAGACAAGGAUGACGCCAGCAGUGGUCGGGUCAUGGAAUUCCUAUGGCAUGUCAUCUUUGGCAGAGAAUCAGUAUACUGCCCUGAUGAAGAAGUCUGCUAUUGUCAAGUCUAUGGACGAUGCUGACCAUCGAGCACAUCAUUACCACCAUUACGUUCCAUUUCAUUCGAAAUUUAUAUGUACAUACCACGACGGCUUUCUUUUCGGACGUACUGCUCUUCUGUCUCUAUCGAUUUUGGUGGCUUGAUCGCCCGGGUUUGGAUACACAUUACAGCAUGGCGUUAUUACAGGGACUGCUCGUUUACUUGACUUGUUUCAUACCCAACAUACU
This is a messenger RNA of Aspergillus ibericus CBS 121593, 1349 nucleotides long. RefSeq names its product DUF3431 domain-containing protein. The record is from RefSeq and is a predicted model, not a curated record. Bases 209 to 1144 code for a protein of 311 amino acids. The transcript is spliced from 4 exons. Lineage: Eukaryota; Fungi; Ascomycota; Eurotiomycetes; Eurotiales; Aspergillaceae.